This is a messenger RNA of Geosmithia morbida, 768 nucleotides long. RefSeq lists its product as uncharacterized. The transcript is spliced from 2 exons. NCBI's taxonomy places the organism in Eukaryota, Fungi, Ascomycota, Sordariomycetes, Hypocreales, Bionectriaceae. Bases 1 to 768 code for a protein of 255 amino acids. The record is from RefSeq and is a predicted model, not a curated record.
AUGCAGGUCAUGCCAGACGACGGUUCGGUCGACGCCGAGUUCGACCCGACGAGCGUGGAGAUACCCCUUCCGCCGCCGUCGCAGACCUUCUCCUCCUUCGACGCCCUCUUCGCCUUCCUGCAGGGCUUCCACCGCGACAACGGCGCGGCCCUGGUCAAGCGCCGCUCCGGCAACAGGCGCAUGGUCGACGGCGUGUCGACCGUCACGCAGUACUGGCUCAUCUGCGACCGCGGCCACAGCCGGCCCUCGAGCGCGCGGGGCAUCCGCCAGGCCACGACGGCCAAGACCGACUGCCCCGUCGCCAUCAGCGCCAAGACGAGCCAGAAGCUCGGCUGGCUGUGGGUGUACGACUGCCGGGGCAGCCACAACCACCCGCCCUCGCUCGACCCCAGCGCCCACGCCAUCCAUCGGAGGCGCACCGCCGAGCAGAGGAGCCUCGCCGACCGCCUCGUCAAGAACGGGUCCGUCAAGGCCAGCGACAUGCGCUCCAUCAUGCAGGACGUCGCCGGCAGCCCGACCUUCUUCACACCAAAGGACAUCUACAACGACAGGCAGAAGCUCAAGCGUGCUGCCUCGACGCUGUCCGUCGGGGCUGGCGGGCUCGAUCCCGCCACCGGUCACGCUGCUGAUGAUGCCGGUGCUCGUGCCAGUGCUCGUGCCAGUGCUCGUGUCAGUGCAUAUAUUUACGGUGCUGCUACUCCUAUCGGUGCUGUUGAAUCCUCCUCCUCGUCUAUACCGAUGACAGAACCUCGACAACCGACAGAAUGA